UUAAAUGCCUUCUCUGAAGUCUGUUGUCGCUCUUAAAUGCUUUGAAGCUUUAUCAACGGAGGUUGCGUCUACUCCGAGGGGAAGAGAGUUGACACUGGCAAGGAAUUUAGAGGCGGUGCUUAGUUUUGUAAUCAUGGUAUCGAAGGAGGGAGAACUUCUCGUUAAGAUCUUGAUGUUUCUCAGCAUCCUUGGAUCAACCCAAGGAAGAAGGGAUGCCGUCGAGGUGAGGCACCGUCGUCUCAGGGAAGCCAGCAGCUUCUCCUCGACACCAGCAGCGGAAUACGAUUACAUCAUUGUGGGGGGAGGCACGGCGGGAUGCCCCUUGGCUGCCACCCUCUCCCAAAACUACAGUGUUCUGCUGCUGGAGAGGGGUGGCUCUCCCUACGGCAAUGGUAACAUAACCCGCAUGCAAAACUUCCACAUCGGCCUGGCCGACACCUCCCCCGCCUCUCCGUCGCAGUCAUUCAUUUCCACCGACGGGGUGAUCAACACGCGAGCCAGAGUCUUGGGUGGUGGCACUUGCAUUAACGCUGGCUUCUACAGCAGGGCCAGCCCAAGCUUCGUGAAGGCGGCUGGCUGGGACGAGGAGCUGGUGAACGAAUCGUACCCUUGGGUAGAACGAAGGAUCGUUUACUGGCCGGACGUCGCGCCUUGGCAGGCUGCACUGCGGGAUGGACUGGUCGAGGCCGGCUUCUCGCCGUUCAAUGGAUACACCUACGACCACAUCUACGGCACCAAGAUCGGCGGCACCAUCUUCGACAAGGAUGGCUUCCGCCACACCGCCGCAGAUCUUCUCGCCGCUGGAAACCCAGAGAACCUCAGGGUGCUGCUUCAUGCUACUGUGCAGAAGAUCGUCUUCGACACCAAAGGGCGGCGGCCCAAGGCAGCGGGCGUCCGAUUUAAGGAUGAGAACGGCAAGCUACACCGGGCGCUUCUCAAGAAUGCGAGGCACAGCGAAGUGAUCUUGUCAUCGGGUGCCAUUGGCAGUCCUCAGCUGCUGCUUCUGAGCGGGAUCGGGCACAAGAAACACCUCAAGAAGCUGGACGUUCGGCUCGUCCUGCAUAACCCACACGUCGGAAAGGGCAUGUCGGACAACCCCUUGAACUCCAUAUUCAUGCCCACCAGGAAGCCCGUGCGGCAGUCCCUCAUCCAGACCGUUGGGAUCACCAAGAAAGGCGUGUUCAUCGAGGCCAGCAGCGGCUUCGGCCAGUCAUCCGACAGCAUCCGAUGCCACCACGGCAUAAUGUCAGCCGAGAUCGGGCAACUGUCCACCAUACCCCCCAAGCAGCGUAGCCUUGAAGCCGCCAAGAGGUACGCCAGAGACAAGCAGAAUCUGCCACGGGAGGCAUUCCAGGGGGGCUUCAUCCUAGAAAAGAUCGACGGGCCGCUCUCCAGAGGUCGUCUCAGACUCAACGACACCGACGUCGACAACAACCCCUCCGUCACUUUCAACUAUUUCAGCCACCCAUACGACCUCAAGCGAUGCGUGUACGGGAUCAGAAGCAUCGAGGAAAUCGUGCGCACCAAGCGCUUCGCCCGCCUCACCGUCGACGACGCCUACACGAUGCGAAUGCUGCUGAACAUGAGCGUGCAGGCGAACGUGAACUUGAUACCCAAGCACACCAACGACACUGCAUCCGUGGAGCAGUUCUGCAGGGACAGCGUGACCACCAUAUGGCACUACCACGGGGGUUGCCAUGUCGGGAAGGUGGUGGACGGCGAGUACCGAGUUCUCGGUGUGUCCAGGCUCAGAGUGGUCGAUGGUUCCACUUUUGACCGAUCCCCCGGAACCAAUCCUCAGGCAACCGUAAUGAUGAUGGGAAGAUACAUGGGAGCGAAGAUACUGAGGAAGAGACUGGGAAGAGCAGCAGGAGCGUAGCUGUCGGCGUGUCACGGAUGAACGUCCAUGUAGCGGUUCGUUACGAAAGAACAAAGUCUAAUUCAUUAACGCCGGGAUUCGCCCGGAAGUUUUGAAAGAGGAAAGAAAGAAUCAGAAAGAUAUGGAAUAAGUUGGUGGUAUUCACAUGUUUCUCUGCGUCUGCAAAUUACAAGCGUUGUUGGUUACAUCGUACUCUUUGAAGUAAUCCACUUUUUCUGUGGAUUUAUGUCAUGAUUUGCUGAUCGACAACGAUGAUUCGUUUUUGUUCGUUA
Molecule: messenger RNA, 2151 nt
Organism: Musa acuminata subsp. malaccensis (wild Malaysian banana)
Lineage: Eukaryota; Viridiplantae; Streptophyta; Magnoliopsida; Zingiberales; Musaceae
Source: RefSeq, a predicted model, not a curated record